This is a messenger RNA of Perca flavescens (yellow perch), 7223 nucleotides long. It is a transcript of the gene megf10, whose product is annotated as multiple EGF-like-domains 10. Lineage: Eukaryota; Metazoa; Chordata; Actinopteri; Perciformes; Percidae. Bases 174 to 3545 code for a protein of 1123 amino acids. Gene Ontology annotation, biological process: heterophilic cell-cell adhesion. Gene Ontology annotation, molecular function: protein binding; scavenger receptor activity. The record is from RefSeq and is a predicted model, not a curated record. The transcript is spliced from 25 exons.
GACGCAGGGUGAACACAGCGAGAUACAGCGCGCUAAAUGUCUUCUGGGAUCAUUUCUCAUUAAUAACUACUGGAUAUAUAUAGAUAUAUAUUUCACCAUCUGCAACAAAGGAGGGACCUAUGAGCCAAGGGGGGGCAUUAUUCUCUCACAGAUAAGGUGCAGCUCUGCCUGAGAUGGCCACAUCACUGCGCUGCCACAGGACACUCCUAUUGGCCGUGGCCUUCUGUUUCCUGCCUUGCAUCACUUCCUCCCUCAACCUGGAGGAUCCCAAUGUCUGCAGCCACUGGGAGAGUUAUUCGGUGACAGUGCAGGAGUCCUACGCUCAUCCCUUUGAUCAGAUUUAUUACACCAGCUGCACCGACAUCCUCAACUGGUUUAAGUGCACCAGACACAGGGUGAGCUAUCGGACAGCCUAUCGAAGAGGAGAGAAGACCAUGUACCGGAGAAAGUCCCAAUGCUGCCCAGGCUUCUACGAGAAGGGAGAGAUCUGUUCUCCUCAUUGUGCAGAGAGCUGUGUUCACGGCCGCUGCAUGGCCCCCAACACCUGCCAGUGUGAGCCGGGCUGGGGGGGCUCCAACUGCUCCAGUGCUUGUGACAGUAGCCACUGGGGUCCCCACUGCAGUAACCGAUGUCAGUGCCAGAACGGCGCUCUGUGUAACCCCAUCACCGGAGCCUGCAUCUGCACCCCUGGGUACGGAGGAUGGCGCUGCGAGGCCCAGUGUGAAGUGGGCACCUAUGGAAACGGAUGCCAGCAGAAAUGCCAAUGCCAGAAUGGAGCCGCCUGUCACCAUGUGACCGGAGAAUGCAAGUGCUCACCAGGAUACACUGGAGCUUUCUGUGAAGCCCUGUGUCCUCCCGGUAAACAUGGACAGCAGUGUGAGGAGAGAUGUCCGUGUCAGAACGGAGGAGUGUGUCACCAUGUGACUGGAGAGUGCUCCUGUCCUGCAGGAUGGAUGGGUACGGUGUGUGGACAGCCAUGUCCAGAGGGGAGAUUUGGACAAAACUGUUCCCAGGAAUGUCAGUGUCACAACAACGGCUUCUGUGUGUUGUCCACUGGACAGUGUCUCUGCAGCCCUGGAUACACGGGAGAACGGUGCCAGGACGAGUGUCCAGUUGGAACUUACGGUGCUGGCUGUGCAAAGACGUGUCGCUGUAAGAACAAGGGCAAGUGCUACCACACCAACGGGCUGUGUGUGUGUGAGCCGGGGUACACGGGGGAGAUAUGUGACGUCCGACUGUGUCCUGAAGGACACUACGGCCUCCGCUGUGACAGGAUGUGUCCGUGCUCCGCCCAGAACACACGCAGCUGCCACCCAAUGUCAGGGGAGUGCACGUGUCAGCCGGGUUGGUCCGGCCUCUACUGCAACGAGACGUGCACCCCAGGAUUUUAUGGCGAGUCCUGCCAGCAGGUGUGCCAGUGCCAGAACGGUGCUGACUGCCACAGUGUGAGCGGAGAGUGUAUCUGCGCCCCAGGGUUCACGGGUCCAAACUGUUCAGUCCCCUGCCCAGCUGGGACACACGGAGCACACUGCUCCUCUAGCUGCACUUGCAAGAACAGAGCACAGUGCUCACCUGUGGACGGAUCCUGCUCCUGUAAACCAGGGUGGCACGGAGUGGACUGCUCCAUCAACUGCCCCAGCGGGACCUGGGGUCUGGGCUGCAACCUCACCUGUCUGUGUGGGAACGGGGGGGCGUGCAACGCCCUGGACGGUCUCUGCACCUGUGCUCCGGGCUGGAGGGGAGAGCGCUGUGAACUCCACUGCCAGGACGGCUCCUACGGGCUGGACUGUAGAGAGCGCUGCGACUGCAGCCACGCUGAUGGAUGUCACCAUUCCACGGGGCACUGCCGCUGUCUGGCUGGAUGGACGGGUAUCCACUGUGACAGUGUGUGUGCCGAGGGCCGCUGGGGCCCAAACUGCUCCCUCCCCUGUAACUGUAAGAACGGAGCAUCGUGCUCUCCGGAUGAGGGGACCUGCGAGUGUGCUCCGGGAUACCGAGGCCCCACCUGUCAGAGGAUCUGCUCUCCAGGUUACUUUGGUCACCGCUGCAGUCAGACCUGUCCCCAGUGCGUCCACAGAAACGGGCCGUGUCACCACGUCACGGGACAGUGUGACUGUCUGCCGGGCUUCAAGGGGGCUCUGUGCAACGAGGUGUGUCCCAGCGGUCACUUUGGGAAGAACUGUGCGUGGAGCUGCAGCUGCACCAACAACGGCACCUGUCACCCCAUCGACGGCUCCUGCCAGUGUUAUCCUGGAUGGAUCGGAAGUGACUGCUCCCAGCCAUGUCCGCCGGGUCAGUGGGGACCCAACUGCAUCCACACAUGUAACUGUCACAACGGAGCCUACUGCAGCGCUUAUGAUGGAGAAUGCAAGUGCACCCCCGGAUGGACCGGCCUCUACUGCACACAGCGCUGUCCGUUAGGUUUCUAUGGGAAGGACUGUUCUCAGACCUGCCAGUGUAGGAAUGGAGCCGACUGUGAUCACAUCUCUGGACAGUGCACCUGCCGCACCGGCUUCAUGGGACGCCACUGUGAACAAAAGUGUCCACCUGGUUCCUAUGGUUAUGGCUGCCGCCAGGUCUGUGACUGUCUAAAUAACUCCACGUGUGAUCACAUGACUGGUACAUGUUACUGCAGCCCGGGCUGGAAGGGAGCUCGCUGUGACCAAGCUGGUGUGGUGGUGGGCAGCCUCAACAGUUUGACCAGCGCAGCCAUGCACGUGGACACAUACCAGAUCGGAGCCAUCGCGGGGAUCAUCGUCCUGGUGCUACUGGUGCUCUUCCUCCUGCUCCUCUUCAUCAUCUACAGGAAGAAACAGAAGGGCAAGGAGCCAAGCAUGCCCGCUGUGAGCUACACUCCGGCUCUGAGGGUCCCGGCUGAUUACAGCAUCGCAGAUGCUCACGCUCCGGCAUGCGAGGCCCACCCCAGCAACUACUUCUCCAACCCAAGCUACCAUACUCUGACCCAGUGCAUCAGGCCCCCGCACGUUAACAAUGGCCCAUAUGGAAAGGCCAAGAGCAGCCAGCUGUUUGUGAACUUGAAGAAUGUAGAUCAGAGAAAGAGGGCGACAUUAGCUGAGCACACUGGCACACUGCCGGCAGACUGGAAACAUGAAGACUGCUUCAAUGAACUGGGAGCCUAUGGAGUUGACAGGAGAUACAUGGGGAGAUCGCUACGAGAUCUGAAGGGCACGCUCUAUCACGCCAGCUCCUGUUCCCUCGAAAGCUCUGAAAACCCAUACGCCACGAUAAAGGACCCUCCCCUGCUGACAGCCAAAAACACAGAGUGUGGCUACGUGGAAAUGAAGUCACCGGCCAGACGGGAUUCACCUUACGCCGAGAUCAGCAACAGCAGCCCGACCAAUAACCGGAAUGUGUACGAAGUUGAGCCGACUGUGAAUGCCAUCCAGCUGACUGGAGACAGCAACGGCCAGUUUGGUCAAGAUCCGUACGAUCUGCCGAAGAACAGCCACAUCCCCUGUCACUACGACCUCCUGCCAGCCAGAGAGAGUCCCUCCCCACAGGACAAGGGGCUGGACAGUGAAUGAUGGCACAGAGACUCAGCACAGAGACCAGCUCUCACCUCCAGUCUGCAGCUCCGGCACUGGCUGUUCCAGGCACACUAUAUACCCACAACAUGCUUUCACUUGUUUUCUCGCUGUUAUACGACCGUAAUUAUGUACCAUGACUUCUUUCUCAACAAAGUGGGUAUACAAGAGUUUGAAGGUUAAUUUGGAGGUAUAGCUGUUAUUUUUUUACAGCAAUUUGUAAACUGCGAUUAAAUCUUCGUAGGUCAUUCCACAUGUCCGGGAGCUACGGCCUGAGUAUGCUUUGAACAAAGCAGAUCGUAUGAUGUGUUGUCUGACCACUGCUAGCAGCAACUCUUCCAAAUGGCCACACUCAACGGUGGGUUAAAAAAAGCCUGCUGUCACAGUCUCUGUCCGACUGCCUCUCUGAUCUCUCUCCAACAACUCUUUUCGCAGCCUCGACAUGACAGAUCCUACUAGUGAUGAUGACACACAGAUGGUGGCGAAGCGUUUGUGGCGUUGCACUUGGUUGGAUGUAUGAAUGAAAAGUGACCUUUCCACACCUCCCACCGCAAAAGUGGACGUGAUUGUUGGAUUUUUCGGAAAGUUACUGGUUGCGUCCAAAAUCGCAUACUAAAAUCACAGAUUUUUCUAUGUAAAAAUGUAAAUUAAGCUCCAUGGCUGCUGUCCUUUUGUCUGUUAUAAACUUUGUCGUUACUACCGCAUUGCAUUGUGGGAUACUGAUGCCGGCGUGGUGUCCAGUGUUUGCAUACUGUAAUGUUCCACUGGAAAUAGUAUGCAAUUCACAUACUAGUGGUUUCAUACUAAGAUUUCGGACGUACUUAAAUCUCACAUACUGUUUUAGCCUAGGGCACUAAAUAGCAUGUUAGUAUGGAAUUUCGGACGCAAUCAAUGUCUUGGUUUCAGAUGCUGAUAAAUGAUCUGAGUACUUUGUUUCAAGCAUACUGAAGCCUUUAUGAUGUUUGUGUAAAACAUGAAAUACCAUCAAAUUUCUAUUUUUGUAACAACAGUAUUUGAAAAAUGGCUAAUUGGAUUGAAUAUUAGCAAUUGUAUCAAAGAUUAGAUGUUUGUUAAAGUUUGAUUAGGUAGAGUAGUAGAGGCAAGUGGCUAACUGUCUUUUUUAUGUUGGGAUAGUCAUUGUUGGGUCGGUAUUUAAGUUAACUAAACGUAAAAGUUCCAUUUAAAUACUAUUUUUUAUCAGCAUAGUUCAAAGAUCUGCAAGUUGUUUAAUUGCACUGUGAUCAGAUCUCAGCCAGGUGUAAUGUCAUCUGUGUGACCCCCACUUAAAGAAAGUCUCCCAACAAGCUUUCUACAGUAGCCUAACGUUAGCCUAGUUAGGAAGUCUGCAGACGCUUUCAUCUGUCUCCCUCUGUCAUGUGACUCUUGCCUUGUACAUAGCGGUCCUGCGUAGGGUAUUCCUCAUCGCUUCACUUGGUCGGGGCUGCACCGCGUUGGAUUUGCAUAUCAACAUCCAGUCACAAUGUGGGCAGAAUCCAAAUCAAAUCAAGAUAACUCAAGAAGCACUGGGAUGUUACUCAGUACUGAACACGCUUUAUUUUAAAGCUUCAAAUUGGUAUUGGUAAAAUGUGUCAAUGACAGAAUUAAGGCCCUGACACUGAAUGAUUUACAAUGUUUAAAAUGCUUAUCACAGUUUCCCUUUAUCCAGAUUUUUUUUCUAAUGACAUCAUACUGAAAAUAAGUUGAAUGCAUUGUUUUGCUCAUUGUGUUUCUGUACUGAAUAACUUUGUUUUAUGCAUGAAUGGAGUGUUAUUGAAAACAUUAUUUAAAGUUCUAUGUAAAAUGAGACGGAGCAUGCAGCAUGGUGAACAUCUCGCAAACGUAGCAAUUCAACCAAUGAGUGGAUGAGCCCAGUACUGUUGAGGAGGCACUUAAAACCCUUUUCUAUUGCAGGCACCCAUAACUUUGGGCUCUACACCAGUAGUUCCCAACCUUUAUCACGUGAAGGACCCCUAAACAGACACAAAUUAGACCACAGAGCCCUUUUUGAUAAGAUUUCGUCCCUUGGUCCCCCAUCUGGUAGGAUGUUUUAUUUGCUUGAUUACAGAAAGUGUAUGAAACUCAUAAAGACCAAAAUAGUAAUUCAUAAUAGACAUUCUAUCAUUGUGGUACGUAUUAUUUAUUAUUAUAGUCAAAACUUUAGUGAAAAAAGGAUUUCCCUUUUUGCUGGGGGCCCAGUGGUACACUCUGAAGGACCCCCCUUUGGGAACCAAUGCUUUAAAUUGAACUUUUAAGAACCUUUCAAGUCUUUGGUUCACGUUAUAUAUUUUGUUUCCACUGCAUUUAUUAAACAAGAUGUUUUAGAUAUGUAGCAUGAAAAAUGCAAAAGCGAGGCCUGCUUCAUUAAUAAUGUGAGACAGGCAACAAGAGGCCAUCUUCUACUGCAAGAACUUGACCCAUAACCUUCUUGACCAUAAGCUUCUUCUAUUCUAAACUUCUAAGAACCAUGUGAGGCAUAAGUACUAGGCACUUCCUGUAUAUCCGCUGUUGGGACAUUUCUUAUGUACACUUGAAAGCACAGAAGUAAGCGAAUUUGGGACAUACAACAAUGGACAACUGAUAUUGUAAUUGACUUUCUCUCUUAUUUGUGUAAAGAUGUUUACUCUGAUAAGGAUUCCAUGGCAGUGCUAGGAAAGUAGAGCCCAGAUAGCGCAUUGAAGUACUUUAUAGUUUGUUUGUUUGUUUGUUUGUGCUCCUCUGUCCUCAUGUUAUCUUAGUUUUAUUAUUUAAAUGUUGCCCUGCACUGUUUAGCUAUGUGAGUCUGCUCCAGAUUUUGGUUUCUAACUGAUAACUCUAGCUCCUUCUAAAACGCAUCAUUUCACUACAUAUUAUUGAGGGCCUGGGCAUGUUGGUUUGUUAUUACUCUUUUAGGUGGUUACGACACAUGUUCUUGACCUUAACAGCGCUGCUGAUAACCCCUGAAAGUUCCUGAACCUUGCAAUGAGUGUCACUUCCUGAAUAAUAUCCAAAUUGCAUUCCCUAAGCAACACUCUUAAAAUUAUGUUUAGAUUCUGCAGUGGAAAAGGGUUAAUAUAAAGUUUCUCUGCACCCCUUGCUCCCUUCCCCUUUCCUCAUAUACUGAUGAGGUUCUGUACAUGUUGGCAUUGGGUGUUCUGGUACCAAGUACACUUAUGAACCACCCUUUGCUCGAACAUGGUGUUUGUUUUACCUGAUCCAUGACUCCCACAGAAGUCCAUACCAAAGCACCACUGGAUCAGAGCAAUCACCCCCCUCUAGGUUUCUCCAUAGUAGAACUAGAGUCCAGUUGGUCUCUCAGGCCUUCUUAGGACGUACUCACACUUGGCCCAGUUACCUUGAACCGUGCCAGAGCCCAAUUGUCCCCGCCUCCAAACUCCCCCGCUGGCCUGCACUCACACUGCAACCAGACGCGAUCACACUGAUGCGUACCAUGGCCGAGUCCAACUGAACCGUGCCCUGGUCCACCUCUUUCUUUUCAUGUUAUUACAGAAGAAACAAAUACUUAUGUAUAUGCUGAAUCCAAAAAUGCAUCUCAUACAACAAAAUACAACAAUACAUACUUGUUUUUUCGGGCUGUGCCCGGCUGAGCCCCGUGGGUCGAGGCCUGGCCACCAGACGCUCGCCGGCGAGCUCCCUUUCCCACGUCUCCCCACCCGCGUCUCGCUCCCCUCCCACGUCUCG